Molecule: messenger RNA, 702 nt
Organism: Eurypyga helias (sunbittern)
Lineage: Eukaryota; Metazoa; Chordata; Aves; Eurypygiformes; Eurypygidae
Gene: DEF6
Product: differentially expressed in FDCP 6 homolog (mouse)
Exons: 4
Cellular component (GO): nucleus; cytoplasm
Source: RefSeq, a predicted model, not a curated record
GUCCUGUCUCACAACCUGUACACGGUGCUGUGCAUCCCCCACGAUCCCGUGGCGCUGGAAGAGCAUUUCCGGGAUGACGACGACGGGCCGGUGUCCAGCCAGGGCUACAUGCCGUACCUCAACAAGUACAUCCUGGAUAAGGUGGAGGAAGGUGCUUUUGUCAAAGAAAACUUUGAUGAGCUGUGCUGGACCCUGACUGCCAAGAAGAAUUACAAGCCUGACCGGAACGGGAAUAGCGUCGUAUCCCACCAAGAUGCCUUCAAGCUCUGGUGUCUCUUCAACUUUCUGUCUGAAGACAAAUACCCUCUCGUCAUGGUACCCGACGAGGUGGAGUACCUGCUGAAGAAGAUCUGCGCGGCCAUGAACGUGGAGCUGAACUCCUGUGAGCGGGAGGACUACCUGUCCCAGGAGCCGCAGGGGCAGGGGGGGCUGACCGUCUGGCAGUUCCUGGACCUGGUGAACUCCGGACGGUUCCUGCGAGGCAUCGAGCAGGAGGCGGUCAGCAUGGCCGUGGAGGAGGUGUACCAGGAGGUCAUCGAGGAUGUGCUCAAACAGGGCUACCUCUGGAAGAAGGGCCAGCUGAGGAGGAACUGGUCGGAGCGGUGGUUCACGCUGAAGCCCAGCGUCCUGUCCUACUACAUGAGCGAGGAACGGAAGGAGAAGAAGGGGAGCAUCGCGCUGGACAAGCACUGCUGUGUGGAG